Centruroides sculpturatus (bark scorpion) is the source of this 360-nucleotide messenger RNA. RefSeq names its product solute carrier family 13 member 3-like. The record is from RefSeq and is a predicted model, not a curated record. NCBI's taxonomy places the organism in Eukaryota, Metazoa, Arthropoda, Arachnida, Scorpiones, Buthidae. Bases 1 to 360 code for a protein of 119 amino acids. The transcript is spliced from 3 exons. Gene Ontology annotation, cellular component: membrane. Gene Ontology annotation, molecular function: citrate transmembrane transporter activity; succinate transmembrane transporter activity. Gene Ontology annotation, biological process: monoatomic anion transmembrane transport; citrate transport.
AUGUGUUUCUUGAAACAUACGUGGAAAGUCUUGUUUGCCGUUUUCGUACCUUUCGCUUUAACUCCGAUUUUACUUCUUUACGACUCUCAGGAAACAAAAUGCGCAUUUGUCAUCCUAUGGAUGGCUUGUUACUACGUUUUCGAACCGAUUCCCGCAGCCGUGACGUCGUUAUUUCCCAUUGUGUUGUUUCCGAUUUUGGGGAUAAUGCCUACCAUGGAAAUAACUCCAUUUUAUUACAAAGACAUUAUUAUGAUGUUUUUGGGAAGUUUAAUAAUAGCGGCUGCUGUCGAAGAGUGUAAUUUACACAGGAGGAUCGCGCUGAAAGUUUUGUUAACGCUGGGAACUACGAUACGCUGGUAA